AUGAAGCAGGACGAUAUCCAGCCUCCAAGGGUGACCUCAGGCCCCGGAUAUCCCGAAGCAUUCGCGAUUCAACUUGAGACGGAGCUUUCUGCACUGCGCGAGUCUAUCGCCAGGCAGUCCAGUGAUGGGCAUUUAUUCGACAAUAGAGUAACCGUCGACACGCCAGGAUUGGGAGAGGGCCACGUCAAAUGUUCCGUCUGCUUGCCAAAAGCCCCUGUACGAACCCCGGAGUUUCCGGCGCCUCUAUCCCUGAUCAUUCUUCUCGAGGGCGGUGGCUUCGCUCUCGGCCAGCCGAGUGACGGCGAAGCGAAUGCCAAAUUCAUGUCUGACAAACUCAACGCAAUAGUCGUCUCACUCGACUACGCCAAAGCUCCCCGCUACCCCUUUCCCCACGCCCUCCUCCAAGCAUACGACGUGCUGAAGUGGUCAAUCUCGCCAGCGGCCGAGCGGACACUGGGCGUCGCAGCGGACCCAUCUCGUGUCACCGUCGUUGGCUGUUCAGCCGGCGGCAACCUCGCGACCUCGCUCUCCCUCCUCGUCGCCUUCACAGCCGGGCCGGCCGCCCCAUUCCGCGCAGCGCUGGACCCUCACUUUCGGCAGGUCGCCCAAGUCCUGGUCUAUCCCUGCCUUGCCCUUCACGAGCGGUACGGAGAACGCUUCGCGCGCGCAAGCCCCGAGGCCCAGGCCAAGAGUAUCCCUGUCGUCAUGCUUGAGAAGAUGGAGGCGGCGACUCGAUGCCCUGGGUCAAGAAGCCAUUGA
Molecule: messenger RNA, 759 nt
Organism: Verticillium alfalfae VaMs.102
Lineage: Eukaryota; Fungi; Ascomycota; Sordariomycetes; Glomerellales; Plectosphaerellaceae
Product: alpha/beta hydrolase fold-3 domain-containing protein
Exons: 3
Coding region: 1-759 (252 amino acids)
Molecular function (GO): hydrolase activity
Source: RefSeq, a predicted model, not a curated record